Molecule: messenger RNA, 1940 nt
Organism: Notolabrus celidotus (New Zealand spotty)
Lineage: Eukaryota; Metazoa; Chordata; Actinopteri; Labriformes; Labridae
Gene: ldah
Product: lipid droplet associated hydrolase
Exons: 7
Coding region: 135-1091 (318 amino acids)
Biological process (GO): lipid storage
Cellular component (GO): lipid droplet
Molecular function (GO): lipase activity
Source: RefSeq, a predicted model, not a curated record
AGAAGAAGGAAAGUGUGACGCUGACCAAUCAGCAUUGAGGAGUUCUAAAAGCAGGAAGUGAUCGCGCUGAUCUAACAGGAGAAAUCAGUGGGGAUGUCGUAUUGACAUAUUUACAGUUCUUUAAAGCUGAUAAAAUGGACCAAACUGUGACAGAGCGGCGGGAUGAACCGCAGACAGACUUUAUCUACUGCUGUGGAGCCGUCACCGAGGUCCUGAAGUUUGGCUCCUGCAACUUAAACUCAGGAAACAAAGUUCUUUUUCUAAUCAUUCCAGGUAACCCAGGUGUAGUUGGCUUCUACAAAACCUUCAUGCAAACAAUUCACAGCAUGUUUGGACACCAGCACCCAGUGUGGGCUGUCAGCCACGCCGGACACUGUGCACCACCAGACUCCAUGCACAUGUCAGAAGAGAGCUCCUCAGCAGCGGAGGGAGACGUCUUUGGUCUCGACGGGCAGAUCGAACACAAGUUGGCUUUUCUAAGGAAACAUGUUCCAAGAGAAACCCGUCUGGUGCUCAUUGGACACUCCAUCGGCUGCUACAUCAUUCUGGAGAUGAUGAAGAGGGAUCCUGAACUCAAGGUUAUAAAAGCUGUCAUGCUGUUUCCCACCAUCGAGCGCAUGGCUCAGACUCCUCAGGGAAAGGUCAUGACCCCUGUGCUCUGUCAGAUGCGAUACAUUGCCUACCUGCCUGUCUUCCUGCUCUCUCUGCUGCCUGAAGGACUCAAAACUCGUCUGAUCAAACUGGUGUUCAGUGGGAUCAGAUCUUUAGACCAAACUGUAAUCCAGCCGACUGUCGGGCUGCUCAGUGGAGGCUGUGCAGCCAAUGCUAUGUACAUGGGCGGCCAAGAAAUGAGGAAAGUUCUGGAAAGAGACAACAUAACCAUCAGGAGCAAUCUAGAAAAGCUGAUAUUUUAUUACGGAGCCACAGACCACUGGUGCCCUGUUCAGUAUUAUCACGACAUCAAACAGGACUUCCCACGCGGAGAUUUCAGACUGUGUGAAAAUGGGUUCAGACACGCCUUCGUCCUGGACACGGGGAGAGAAGUCGCCUCCAUGGUUGUUGAAUGGAUCCGAGGAGAUUUAAGGACAUGAGGUUGUUCUCAGUGUGGUGCGACUGUUAAGGACUCUCAUCACCAGAAGUGGAGGACGCUUUUGGCAUCAGAAGUGGUCAUGCAUUUGGGUUGAGAAUGAGAGCUUGGUGCUGAGAAAAUAUGAAAUAUUAAUUUAGUAAAAUACCUUCAUUGAAGAGCAGCUGAUACAAAGAGGUUUUAGUUCUAAAGAAAGGAUCCAGGAGUGUUAAAAUCAUGCAUUUGGAUUAUCUUUAUGCUGUUAUUUUACAGCUGCAGUUGUCAGAUAAGAUGGUUUUUAAUACACUGAAGAAAAAGCCUGUUUUUUGCAGUGUUUGCAGAGAUUAAUAAGUGAUGUCUUCACCUGUUGAAAGACGGGAGGAUGACUUUUUAUGUAAGAAAACUACCGACUCUACAGGCGGCACCACACUGAACACAAACAGACCGUUCCUCACGGGAGCUUUAACAAAGAGGGAAUGCAAACUUCUGCAUUUAUCAUUUAUUUCUGCUCACAUGGAUCAGUUCAAAUAAUUACUAAGACAUUUAUUUGGUUUUGACAAGCUUUUAAAACUCAAUUGUGACUUUUUCAAUGUAAUUUAUGUUUUUCUUUUAAUAUACGAUCUUGAAAUUUGCAACUAUAACAAUAUAAAAGUCGGGAAAGCAAAAUGCAACUCAGCAGAGCUUCUUGAAAAAGUCCUCUCGUUAAUUUACUCAUAUCUUCAGGGUUGAUUUUUUUUCUCAAGCAAAGAUUCAAAUGUCAUCAAACUAAACAAAAACAUGUCACAUGUAAAGACACUCUCACAGGUGUGUAUCAGCUGUUUCUGAUUCUCUGAGGCAGUGUCACAUCUACCAAUUAAAAGCAAAAUAAAAAGCA